CUCUCAGCAGCGGAUGUUGUUCUGUGGCGCACUGCCUUCUGGGUAAUGUAAGGUGCAGACACGCUGUGCAGACCGGCGGUGAACGACGCAAACCGCAUCCGCAGUUCAAGGCGAGGGUGAAUGUAUUGUAGGUGAACACGUUGACAUGUUGAUCGCUUGUUCCCGUCGCGUACAGGAGUAAGAAGAAGGUAACUGCGCCGGCGCUGCUCGUCCAGUCCCCGGACACAAAGACGCGACAUGAGCCUGAACGAGCACUCGCUGCAGGCUCUGUCCUGGAGGAAGCUGUACCUGAGUCGGGCCAAACUCAAGGCUUCCAGCCGGACAUCAGCUCUGCUCUCCGGAUUUGCAAUGGUGGCUAUGGUAGAAGUGCAGCUGGACAACAGCUACCCAUACCCCCCUGCCCUCCUCAUUGCCUUCAGUGCCUGCACCACCGUCCUCGUGGCCGUCCACCUCUUCGCUCUGAUGGUCAGCACCUGCAUCCUGCCCAACAUCGAGGCCGUCAGCAACGUCCACAACCUCAACUCGGUGAAGGAGUCUCCGCACGAGCGAAUGCACCGACACAUUGAACUGGCGUGGGCCUUCUCCACAGUCAUCGGUACUCUGCUCUUCCUGGCCGAGGUGGUUCUCCUCUGCUGGGUCAAAUUUCUGCCCAUCAAGCCCAACAAGGGCAGCAAUAAUACGGUGUCGUCCGGCGUGGCUGCUGCGAUCACCUCCACCUCCAUCAUGGUCCCCUUCGGUUUGAUCUUCAUAGUCUUUGCUGUGCACUUCUACCGCUCCUUGGUCAGCCACAAGACCGACAGACAGUUUCAGGAGCUGGAGGAGUUAUCGAACCUCACCAGGCUUCAGAACGAGCUGGACAACAGAGGGGACUCUUCCAUCUUGCAGUCUCCGAGCUCACAUUUCCCAUAGGCAAGCAUGGUGGAUACAAAUCUAUGGUGGAACUCCUAGAAUAUCUCCAAGCCAGAAGCCUCAUUAUAGGUUUUACAUUUUUUCUUCUUCUGUUUUUUUUUUUGUUUUUUUUACAGGAAUGAAGAUAUAUAUAUCUCACGCCUUUGUUGUGAAAUUUACAUUUGUGAAAAUAGUUGUAUUUCUAAAAGACAUGUUUGAUCAACUGUGAACUCACCAAUCUACCAUGACGCAUGUAACUUGAAAUUGUAAAGUCUUAACUGUGAUAGUUGCUUGAUUUUAUCUCUUAAAUUAUGGCAGAGACAAUCUGAUCAAUAACUAGGAAUCCUGUCUGUUACCUGCUGCAUUUAUUUAUCCGUUUGUCAGUGAAGACUGUCUUGGUUAUUAUAUAUAUUACUUUGCUGUGUUUAAUGAACCACAGGUAUUUAACUCUUUCCUCUGUGUUUACCGUGCACACGAUUUAUUGUAAUGCUCACUACUUGCAUUUGUAACACCUGUUUUUUUUGCGUAGACUGGAUCAACAGCUGCCAAAACUUGAGUAUGGUACGAGUAUGCUUGCUGACAUGUUGUAGCUCAGGCUGUGGCACUAUAAUAAACACUUUUUUACCAAGUGUCA
This is a messenger RNA of Hippoglossus stenolepis (Pacific halibut), 1522 nucleotides long. It is a transcript of the gene orai1b, whose product is annotated as ORAI calcium release-activated calcium modulator 1b. Gene Ontology annotation, molecular function: store-operated calcium channel activity. The transcript is spliced from 2 exons. The record is from RefSeq and is a predicted model, not a curated record. Gene Ontology annotation, biological process: store-operated calcium entry. Bases 238 to 909 code for a protein of 223 amino acids. Gene Ontology annotation, cellular component: membrane. NCBI's taxonomy places the organism in Eukaryota, Metazoa, Chordata, Actinopteri, Pleuronectiformes, Pleuronectidae.